Molecule: messenger RNA, 3664 nt
Organism: Priapulus caudatus
Lineage: Eukaryota; Metazoa; Priapulida; Priapulimorpha; Priapulimorphida; Priapulidae
Product: integrator complex subunit 2-like
Exons: 18
Coding region: 103-3555 (1150 amino acids)
Biological process (GO): snRNA 3'-end processing
Cellular component (GO): integrator complex
Source: RefSeq, a predicted model, not a curated record
GUUUGGUUUGUGUUGAUUGUUUUGUUUUGAUGCACUUUUAAGAGUUUUGAGUGCCUUUGGCAAUCUUUUAGUAGUUAGAUAUAUUUAUUAUCAACCGAAAUUAUGAAGCUGCAUGAGCCAGUGUCGGUGCGGGCAUUUAGAGCAAUACAAUUUGUUGACAGUGAACUUUUAAAUCAACUUUCCGAAGCAGAACUAGUACCGCUUCUGCCGUGUCUUGUGCGCAUGUCCCUAUGUGCGCCCCAAGAUAAGAGUGAAGACUGGGUGAAUGAAAAGAGAGUAAUAUUAAAGUUGCUUAAUGGCUUGGAGGUUGUCAACGCUUUGGUCGGGCUCUUGUCAAUAGACUUUCACGAACUAGAUCAGGAUGCACGAAAAGAACAACAACUACGGCAGAAAAUCGGAGGCAACAAGUCGGAGAGCAUCCUGGCGAGUUCUCUGCAACAUGGCCUGGCGCUGGAGUUUGAACGUAGCGAGCCUAGCAGAAGGAUGAGACUUCUACUCAGUGAGCUGCUGCUUGUUAUGUCACAGAUGAAAGAGCAUCAUACAGAAUUCUACAUAAAGCAUUCCGAGUUGUUCGAUAAUGAAGUUUACUUGAACGAUGUAUCGGACGUUCUCUGUAUCAUGCAAGCAGAGCUGCCUGCACUUUUACCACUCCCGGACUUAUCUGAGGCGUUGUUACACGUAUCCAACGGACCAUGGCUCUUGUGCAGGCUUGUGGCCAAUGCAGCGGAAAGUUUUGAUGAAGUAUGUGAAUCACUGGUAGCCAGUGGAGAGAAGCAGGAUGAGGAGUCACCAGGGGGCGCUGUGAGAGGGAAGGCGCUACGAAUGCUUGGCAAGAUGAAUCCAGCCGGAGCGCUGAACAUCAGAGCUUGGACUAUUGAACACUGCCGCCUUCCCGGCCUGGCCGUCGCACUCACGCUGGACCACUACAAGAUGGCAGCACUGGAGGACGACAUCGACGGCGGUAACCACGGCGACUGCUCCAGCGACCUGGUGGCCUUCAUCAGCGGCCUGUUGCUUGGCAACGACGUCAACGUGCGCGUCUGGUUCGCGCAGUACAUUCGCGGUGCGCAGAAGAAGCGGCGUGACGGCAGCUGCGCGCUGACGUCUCUACGGGAGGAGCUAACGCUGGAGCUGCUGAACGUGACGCCGCCGGCGGACGGCGUGCUGCCUCAUCGUCACGUCGUGCAGGCGAGCUGCCUGCUGCGUCUAUACUGCGCCCUGCGAGGCAUCGCCGCGCUCAAGCUGAGCGAGGAGGAGACGAAGCUGCUAGUGCAGCUGGUGACGAGUCGUCCGCCGCCGACGUCUGCCGGCGUGCGCUUCCUCUCGCUGGGGCUGUGCAUGCUCAUCGCGUGUCCGAUCCUCAUCACAAACCCGGAGGAAGAGAGGCGCGUCGUGCAGUGGAUCCGCUGGUUCCUCGCCGAGUCGGCGAGCUUCGAGAGAGCUAGUGGUGUGGAUGCCAGCUUCGGGGAGUUGCUGUUGCUGUUGGCCAUCCAUUUCCAUGGCAACCAAACGAAUGCUAUCAUUGACCUCGUCUGCUCCACACUGGGAAUGAAGAUCGCGGUGCGCAUCAGCGCGAUGGGUCGUAUCAAGGCUGUCUUCACUCAGGAGAUUUUUACGGAGCAGGUGGUGACGUCUCACGCGGUCAGGGUGCCUGUCACGCCCGACCUCAACGCGACGAUGACCGGAUACCUGCCUGUCCACUGCAUCCACCAGCUGCUGAAGAGUCGCGCCUUCACCAAACACAAGGUUCCCAUCAAGGACUGGAUCUGCAGGCAGAUUCGUGAGGCGAGCACGCCGCUGCACCCGCUGCUGCCGCCGCUGCUGCAGUCCUACGUCACCUCCGUCAUCGUGCCGCCAGCGAAGGGCGACUACAAGCAGACUAACGAGGCGAUCAGCGAACGAGAGGUCCUCGACGCGUUCCGCUGCUCCGCGCUCAUGCAGCACGACGACGACGAUGACGACGACGCGGUCGUCACGGCGACCGUCGAGCGGACGUCGUCGGGGGCGACGGCGCAGCUGCUCAUGCUCUACUACCUGCUGCUGUACGAGGACUGCCGGCUCGCGAACACGCGCGCGCUGCUCGCCGCGGGGCGCCGGGGGGCGCCACCGUACCCGCCGCAGCUGUUCGUGCAGCUGCCUAUGAAACACCUGAUACAGCGUGCGCAGCGGCAGCAGCAGCUCUACGCGGGGCUGUUCGCGCCCCUGCUGCGCCUGCUCGCGACACACUACCCGCACCUGUGCCAGGUUCAGGACUGGAUGUCGGAGGACAUCGAGAUGUCGCAGCUUGAGGUGCAGAUGGCGCCACCAUCGCUGCCCUGCACGGUCGCCGCGGUGAAGGCGGCGCUGGACGAGGCGGCCCGGCGGCCCGCGCGGGCCGUCAUCCUGCUCGAGCAGCUCGCCGCGCGGCCCGCGAGCCGCCUCCUGCCCUACGCAGACUGCAUCGUCGGUGCGAUGGCGCGGCUGCUAGGGGGCGCUGCUCCGCGCCGCACGCUGGAGCUGCUGCGGCGGCUCUGGGUGAAGCUGAACACGGUGAUCCCGCUCAAGCUGAGCGUGAUGACGGUGAACGCUCUGCGGCGGCGCGGCGCGGGAGGCGGGGACGGCGGCGUGGCGGGGGAGGCGACGCCGGCGGUGGAGUACGUGCAGAGUGACGUCGUCGUCGAUCCGCUGAUCGUGCUGCGCUGCGACCCGCGCGCGUUCAGGUGUCCCCCUGUGCUGGAGAUCGUGUUGCGUCUGCUGACGAGUUUCCUGGCGGCGUCGCGCGCGUACCUUUGCACGCACAUACAGUCGCAUCCGGUGCCGGAGAAGGCCGGGGCGGGAGCGGGCGACGUCGAGAGGGAGGAGCUGAAGAAUGCUCUUCUCGCGGCGCAGGAGAGCGCGGCCGUGCAGAUGCUGCUCGAGAUCUGUCUGCCCAACGCUGACGAGCGGAGUGACGACAGCCUGCUGUCUGACCUACAGGAGGUUCGCUGUAUCGUCUGCUCCUACCUACACCAGACGUUCAUCGCUGACCCCUUUCUGGCCAAGCUCGUCCACUUCCAGGGUUAUCGCUCUGAGCUCCUCCCCGUCACCGUAGCAGGCAUACCUAGCAUGCACAUCUGCCUCGACUUUAUUCCGGAACUGCUGAGUCAGCCUCAGCUCGAGAAGCAGAUAUUCGCCGUAGAGCUGACCUCUCACCUGUGCCUGCAGUACGCUCUACCCAAGUCGCUGAGUGUCGCCAGACUAGCUGUCAACGUGCUGUCAACCCUCCUCACGAUGCUGUCGAGUGACGUGUACGCAGACGUGUACAUUCCCGUCAUGCCGGCGAUGGUGCGCUUCUGCCGGGCGUUCCCCCCGCUGUGCGACGACGUCGUCGCCUUCCUCACCCAGCUUGCACAGAUGACGUCUGCUCACGUUGCCAUUAACAACAGCCACUCGCCCGUCACCAUAGAUGAACUGUGGAUGAGCGACUCGGACACGGAGAGCCCCAGGGGGCUCCCGAAGGACAGCCUCCUCUGCCACGCCGUCCACAAGGCCUUUACGGACAUCGUGCGAUCUAGCAAGAGCCUCGCGCUGUCGUAGUGUCGUACGCUCACACCGCGUUGGUCGUCAACAUGUACAUAAUGCGUGCACACCGGAUCCAUGCAUUGCAGCAAUGCCACAUAUAAAACUUAUGUAAAUACUACUCAAA